AGGAACUUCCGGUAAUUUUGUUAUUCUGCGGGGUCGAUCGACGAUAUCCAGGGAGGAAAAAUGUCCAAGAAAGAGAAAAGUUCGUUAUUGACAGCCAUUGUUAUUGGAGCAGGAAUUCGAGGUUCCAUUUAUGCUCAGUAUGCACACAUAUAUCCAGACCGACUCAAGAUUAUUGGAGUGGCUGACCCGAGAGAAUUUUACCGCAGGAAGCUUCAGGAACGCUUCAAUAUCCAGGAUGAAAACUGUUUUUCAGAUUGGAGUGAGGCGAGUCAGAGAGACAAAAUGUCCGACUGUGUCAUCAUUACUACCCCAGAUCGUCUACAUAAGGACCCUGCCAUUGCUUUUGCAAAGAAAGGUUACAACAUACUUCUGGAGAAACCGAUGGCUGUUAAUGAAGAGGACUGUAGAGAAAUUGUUAAGACAUGUAAAGAGAAUGACGUUGCCUUGGCGAUAUGUCAUGUGCUGAGGUAUGCACCAUGGGCAAUUAAACUUCGGGAACUCAUCGACAGUGGUGUCAUUGGGGAAGUGGUCAACAUCAACCAUACAGAGCCUGUGAGUUCAUCUUUUUUCAGGAAUUUU
This is a messenger RNA of Pecten maximus, 579 nucleotides long. RefSeq lists its product as uncharacterized. Lineage: Eukaryota; Metazoa; Mollusca; Bivalvia; Pectinida; Pectinidae. Gene Ontology annotation, molecular function: nucleotide binding. The annotation marks the transcript as partial. The transcript has 6 exons. The record is from RefSeq and is a predicted model, not a curated record.